Molecule: messenger RNA, 669 nt
Organism: Oikopleura dioica
Lineage: Eukaryota; Metazoa; Chordata; Appendicularia; Copelata; Oikopleuridae
Source: the annotation of a GenBank genome assembly
AUGGAUACCAUCUUGUGCAACGCGCUUCCUCGCACUAGAAAUGGUCAAAUCCAGCUGAUCUUUGGCCCUAUGUUCUCCGGAAAGUCGAGUGAGCUUAUGCGGCGUAUCGUUCGUUAUCAGUAUGCUAACAAGAAAUGCCUCGCUGUCAAAUACGCCCGGGAUACCCGGUACCAUGAUAGCGCCAUGGCUACACACGAUCAACGGACAAUAGAAGCGCUCUCUGUUAUGAAUCUGGGAGCGCUUCGUGGAAAAAAUCUCGACGACGUCGACGUCAUUGGAAUUGACGAGGGACAGUUCUACCCAGAUUGCAUCCAAUUCGCCGAGGACAUGGCAGGAAAGGGCAAGAUCGUCAUCAUCGCUGCUCUCGACGGCGAUUAUCGACGCCAAGGAUUCAACAAGAUCACUGACUUGGUUCCACUCGCUGAAUCUGUUAUCAAACUCAGUGCUGUGUGCAUGAUUUGCGGCGACGACGCUGCCUUCACAAAGCGCAUCCAGCAGAAUGACCACCGACUCGAGCUUAUCGGUGGAGCUGAUACUUACCUCGCUGCUUGCCGAGGAUGCUUCGAAAAGAAAGGAGAGGAGAUGAAAAUCCGCAAGAAAGCUCCCCUCGCUGUUGCCAACCUUAACAUUGUCAACAUUGCAGCCAACAACCAAAACUCCCAGAAUUAG